Messenger RNA from Galleria mellonella (greater wax moth), 1672 nucleotides. RefSeq lists its product as uncharacterized. The record is from RefSeq and is a predicted model, not a curated record. NCBI's taxonomy places the organism in Eukaryota, Metazoa, Arthropoda, Insecta, Lepidoptera, Pyralidae.
UGGUGCGUACGCGGCGCAGGUAUCGGAGAACGUAUAAUUAAUAUAAUAGUUUUCUUAAUCUACCUACAUUAAAAAUAUGGAAUCCGAUGUAAUUGAUGAUGAUAAAUCUAUAAAUGGGAAUGAUGAAAACGACUCUGAUAUCAUACGCGAGUGUGAACAGGAGUUAAAUGAAAUCUUAAUGGAAGGAAAAAGUUAUGAUGUUUCGGAAUUAGAAAAUUCCCAUAUGGAUUGUGGCUCAGAAAAAAGAUUGGAGAAGCGAAAGGAACGUGAAGAAGAUGAUGCUUUUAGUGAAGAUGGUUUUGUGACGAUUGUUAGAAGAAAGGCGAAGCGAUAUUUAAGAAGUGAUUCCAUAGAACAAUCGCAGACGACACACGGGACAAUAUCGGAGGAAAUUGGGAAUAUAUAUGAAGUAUGUAUCACAUCUUCGAAAGAAUUGCCUAAACAAAUGGCUAUGGCUAAACUUCUUCGUAAUGAAAACAUAUAUAACAUAACUAGAAUCAAGUACAAAUCGCCCUUUAAAGUCCUGAUACGAUUUGAUAGUGAUAGUGACGCUGACAAACUGAUAAAUUGCCAAAAAUUUCGAGAACUGGAAUACAAAUGUCAAAAAACCUUCGAUUCUUCAAUUUGCUACGGUCUAAUUAGGGGUGUAGAUCUGGAGUUUAGUGAAAAAGAUAUUUUAGAUGUUCUAAAAAGUGAAGUUAACAUUUUGGCAAUAAGAAGACUCAAAAGACUUGAUCUAGAGGGCAAAUGGGUUGAUAGCGAAACUAUGCGAAUAUGUUUUCAAGGUACUGAACUGCCUCAGUAUGCUUACGAAUGUUAUUUUAAUGUAGAUAGGUACGUUUUUCCUGUCACGCAAUGUUCAGGAUGCUGGGAAUUCGGACAUAAUAUAAAAUUCUGCCCGAAAAAGAAAAUGUUAUGUCCAAAAUGUGGGAGUAAAGAUCAUAUUAAUUGCGAGAUAAAAACAUUCAGGUGUCUUAAUUGUAAAGGACUACAUUUCGUUUUGGAUAAAACCUGCCCGAUGUACCGUAAAGAAAAAGAAGUACGUGAAUUAAUGAGCAGGGAGAACAUUCCUUAUAGACAAGCACUUCAGAUGGUGAAUGAUGUAAAAAAGCAAGUAAUUAAGAAAAUAAAUUUGACUGAAAAUAAGAAAAUCUAUAACAGUCAAGAUAUAGAAAGAAGAGAUACCCAAGCAUGUAAUGAUGCUAAAGGACGCUCUUACAGCCAAGUAUUAACAACUAAUCAGACCGGUAGGGAGCUAAGCCCGGAGUUAAAUACGGAAGAAGAAAUUAAAGUUUCGAAAACAAAGAAACAAAGAAACAGAAAAUAUACAAAAGAAAAACAUUAUGAAAAUAAACAAGAUAAUAACAUGGAAUACGAGGAGCUGGAAGUAGAAGAAGAGAAAAAUAUAAUUGAAGAGGGAAACAAACGACAAAGAAGAUUCGAUCUAAAAAAAAUAUUAUUAAAAAUUCAUGCUACGUGGGUGUCAAAAGACACUUUUGAAGAUAAAGUUAGUGGUGUCAUUAUGGUGUUAUUUGAAGAAAUUAAGUGUUGUUUAAUUAACAUACUAUCAGGCCAAAAGUUGUUAGGAACGCUUAUAGACUUUUUACAUGGAAAAGUCCCUUAAACAUACUGUUGUCAAUAUUAUUCAAUGGAAUGCGCAAAGUUUAAAACC